Molecule: messenger RNA, 3994 nt
Organism: Galeopterus variegatus (Sunda flying lemur)
Lineage: Eukaryota; Metazoa; Chordata; Mammalia; Dermoptera; Cynocephalidae
Gene: AP1B1
Product: adaptor-related protein complex 1, beta 1 subunit
Exons: 23
Coding region: 146-2995 (949 amino acids)
Biological process (GO): intracellular protein transport; vesicle-mediated transport
Cellular component (GO): membrane coat; clathrin adaptor complex
Molecular function (GO): clathrin binding
Source: RefSeq, a predicted model, not a curated record
CCAAGGGGCGCAGAGCGGCCGGCGGUACGGACGCACCGGGAGAGCGGGAAGAGGAGGCGCGGACAUUUUACUGCCAAACUGAGCCGAGCCGUGGCGCUGGGAGCCCUUCGGAUCUGCGGAGUCUGGCCACAGAUAAGAGACCAAAAUGACUGACUCAAAAUAUUUCACCACGACCAAGAAAGGGGAGAUCUUCGAGCUGAAGGCAGAGCUCAACAGUGACAAGAAGGAAAAGAAGAAGGAGGCAGUGAAGAAAGUGAUCGCUUCAAUGACCGUGGGCAAAGACGUCAGUGCCCUCUUCCCCGACGUGGUGAACUGUAUGCAGACAGAUAAUCUGGAGCUGAAGAAACUGGUGUACCUGUACUUGAUGAACUAUGCCAAGAGUCAGCCCGACAUGGCCAUUAUGGCCGUCAACACCUUUGUGAAGGACUGUGAGGACCCCAACCCCCUCAUCCGGGCACUGGCUGUACGGACCAUGGGCUGCAUCCGAGUUGACAAGAUCACAGAGUACCUGUGCGAACCCCUCCGGAAGUGCCUGAAAGAUGAGGAUCCAUAUGUGCGCAAGACAGCUGCCGUGUGCGUGGCCAAGCUCCACGACAUCAACGCCCAGCUGGUGGAGGACCAGGGCUUCCUAGACACCCUUAAAGACCUCAUCUCUGACUCUAACCCCAUGGUGGUGGCAAACGCAGUAGCUGCCCUCUCAGAGAUCGCUGAGUCUCACCCCAGCAGCAACCUGCUCGACCUGAACCCGCAGUCCAUUAACAAGCUGCUGACAGCCCUGAAUGAAUGCACCGAGUGGGGCCAGAUCUUCAUUCUGGACUGCUUGGCCAACUAUACACCCAAAGACGACCGCGAGGCCCAGAGCAUCUGUGAGCGGGUCACACCCAGGCUCUCCCAUGCCAACUCUGCAGUGGUGCUGUCUGCUGUGAAGGUGCUGAUGAAGUUCAUGGAGAUGCUGUCUAAGGACUUGGACUACUACGGCACGCUGCUCAAGAAGCUGGCCCCGCCCCUGGUCACAUUGUUGUCAGCUGAGCCAGAGCUACAGUACGUGGCCCUGCGCAACAUCAACCUCAUUGUGCAGAAAAGGCCUGAGAUCCUGAAGCACGAGAUGAAGGUCUUCUUCGUGAAAUACAAUGACCCCAUCUAUGUGAAGCUGGAGAAGCUGGACAUCAUGAUCCGCCUAGCAUCCCAGGCCAACAUCGCCCAGGUGUUGGCGGAGCUGAAAGAGUACGCGACAGAAGUGGAUGUGGACUUUGUACGGAAGGCUGUGCGUGCCAUCGGCCGCUGUGCCAUCAAGGUGGAGCAAUCUGCAGAGCGCUGUGUGAGCACACUGCUUGAUCUCAUCCAGACCAAGGUAAACUACGUGGUCCAGGAAGCCAUCGUGGUCAUUAAGGACAUCUUCCGCAAGUACCCCAACAAGUAUGAGAGCGUGAUUGCCACGCUGUGUGAGAACUUGGACUCCCUGGAUGAGCCUGAGGCCAGGGCUGCUAUGAUCUGGAUCGUGGGCGAGUAUGCCGAGCGGAUUGACAACGCGGAUGAGCUGCUGGAGAGCUUCCUCGAGGGCUUCCAUGACGAGAGCACCCAGGUCCAGCUGCAGCUGCUGACAGCCAUCGUGAAACUCUUUCUGAAGAAGCCAACAGAGACUCAGGAGCUGGUGCAGCAGGUCCUGAGCUUGGCCACUCAGGACUCAGAUAACCCAGACCUGCGAGACCGAGGCUACAUCUACUGGCGCCUGCUCUCCACGGACCCCGUGGCUGCCAAGGAGGUGGUGCUGGCUGAGAAGCCACUCAUCUCUGAAGAGACAGACCUCAUCGAGCCCACGCUGCUGGACGAGCUCAUCUGCUACAUCGGCACGCUGGCCUCUGUCUACCACAAGCCACCCAGCACCUUUGUAGAGGGGGGUCGGGGCGUGGCUCACAAGAGCCUGCCACCCCGCGCCGCCUCGAGCGAGAGCACGGAGAGCCCAGAGACAGCCCCUGCUGGAGCACCCCCUGGUGAGCAGCCAGAUGUCAUCCCCACUCAGGGCGACCUGCUGGGCGAUCUCCUCAACCUGGACCUCGGCCCCCCAGUGAGCGGCCCACCCCUGGCCACCUCCUCAGUGCAGAUGGGAGCUGUGGACCUUCUUGGUGGUGGCCUUGACAGCCUGAUGGGGGAUGAGCCUGAAGGGAUUGGGGGCACCAACUUUGUGGCACCUCCAGCAGCAGCAGUGCCAGCUAACCUAGGAGCACCCAUCAGCAGUGGCCUAAGUGACCUCUUUGACCUGACGAGUGGCGUGGGCACCCUGUCAGGAUCAUAUGUAGCCCCCAAAGCAGUCUGGCUCCCAGCCAUGAAGGCCAAGGGGCUGGAGAUCUCGGGCACCUUCACGCGCCAGGUGGGCUCCAUCUCCAUGGACCUGCAGUUGACCAACAAGGCCCUGCAAGUCAUGACUGACUUCGCCAUCCAGUUCAACCGCAACAGCUUUGGCUUGGCCCCCGCCGCCCCCCUCCAGGUCCAUGCACCACUCAGCCCCAACCAGACAGUGGAGAUCUCCCUGCCUCUCAACACGGUGGGCUCGGUCAUGAAGAUGGAGCCUCUGAACAACCUCCAGGUGGCCGUGAAGAACAACAUUGACGUCUUCUACUUCAGCACCUUGUACCCCCUACACAUCCUCUUUGUGGAGGAUGGGAAGAUGGACCGGCAGAUGUUCCUGGCCACGUGGAAGGAUAUUCCCAAUGAGAAUGAAGCCCAGUUCCAGAUCAGAGACUGCCCCCUCAAUGCAGAGGCCGUGAGCAGCAAGCUGCAGAGCAGCAACAUCUUCACCAUCGCCAAGAGGAACGUGGAGGGCCAGGAUAUGCUCUACCAGUCCCUGAAGCUGACCAACGGCAUCUGGGUGCUGGCCGAGCUGCGCAUCCAGCCAGGCAGCCCCAGCUUCACGGACUUGGAGCUAUCCCUGAAGUGUCGAGCACCAGAGGUGUCCCAGUAUGUGUACCAGGCCUAUGAGACCCUCCUCAAGAACUGAAGUCCAUCCAGCACCCGUCCAGCCUUCUGCCUGCCCCAUCAAGGAGCCCCCGGGGGAUGGCAGCUCAUCCACCUCCUCCUCCUCCUCCUCCUCCUCACAGGAGGGUCUGGGUGGGGCUCAUGGCCACCCAGGGGGCUCCCUGGUCCUGACUGCAGCGCCCAACUGGGUCCUUGGGGCAGGUGGAGUGCCCCUCAUUGGGUGAAAUCUCGUGCACUCCCAUGCUCCAGGCCACCCCUCUUCUGUUGCUACUGAAAUUUGGGGUCAGGUGAGGAGGGGACCAAAGGAAACAGAGCCAGAGUGGCAGCAGAAGCUGGAGAAGAGGCCUCGGGUACUUCUCUUCCUUUUCCCUGUGCCUGAAGGGUGGGUGUGGAGUUGUCCUUGGACUCCCAGUCCCAGCUGUCCUGUCCUUUAGUCUCUUGGGUUGGCGUUAGAGACCCACCUCACUGCCCACUUGGUGCAGGAUGGGCCCUUCCAGCCUAUUCUGGGUGUGCAGGGAGGGCCCCCUUGGUAGCAGAAGAGCUGCUCUGUCAGGGUCUGGGGCUCCAGGGACCAUAGGUGCCAACAGGGGCAGAGCUGAGCAAGAGGAACCCAGACCUGUACCAUCCGCCCCGCAUCCGUCAGGCUGGCACUUGUGGGCCACAGCCCCCAGCACUGACUCAUGCAAUCGAGACCAGGAAAAAGCUCCCAGAGCCCCUGACUUGUGCUCCUGCUCCCCUGGUAGCUGCAGUGCUCCCCACUCCCCACUUCUGGCCCUGAGGACAGUCACUGCCGACGAUACCUUCCUCAGCAUCCCCUCAGUGAGCCGGGCUCCUGGAGCAGAGACAGGGUGGAGCGCUGGGGCUGCGGGCAAGUGGGCGUGCUUCCUCUUUGGGGUUUCUUUGGGGUUUUUCUUUAGUGUCCACUACCCUCUUCCCGGCCUCCUGGGUUUCAGUUGCAUUUGACAGAGCAUUAGGUUUUCCUGUUACUGCUGUUUAAUAAUAAAGAUUCUGCUUUUGGCAA